Molecule: messenger RNA, 4250 nt
Organism: Microplitis mediator
Lineage: Eukaryota; Metazoa; Arthropoda; Insecta; Hymenoptera; Braconidae
Product: acetylcholine receptor subunit beta-like 1
Exons: 5
Coding region: 88-1653 (521 amino acids)
Biological process (GO): regulation of membrane potential; nervous system process; monoatomic ion transmembrane transport
Cellular component (GO): neuron projection; postsynaptic membrane; synapse
Molecular function (GO): transmembrane signaling receptor activity; acetylcholine-gated monoatomic cation-selective channel activity
Source: RefSeq, a predicted model, not a curated record
CGGAAUAUCAACUUCGCAACUGCUAUCGAUGUCCUAUGUCUGGCACCGCGAAUUCGCGGGACACGCCAGUUGGGGUGUGACGCCCCUAUGCUCAAGAUGUGCUACUCAUCAAAAAUAUUGAUACUGCUAUUAUUUCUUAAAAUUUUCUAUGUAGUUUUGUGUUCGGAAGAUGAAGAAAGAUUAGUGCGUGAUUUGUUUAGAGGAUAUAAUAAGUUAAUUCGACCAGUCCAAAAUAUGACGGAAAAAGUUCACGUUGAAUUUGGUCUUGCAUUUGUACAGCUAAUUAAUGUGAACGAAAAAAGUCAAAUAAUGAAAUCUAAUGUAUGGUUGAGAUUAACUUGGAAUGAUUAUCAACUUCAGUGGGAUGAGGCGGAUUACGGAGGAAUUAAUGUAUUGAGGCUUCCCCCCGAUAAAGUUUGGAAACCUGAUAUCGUGCUAUUCAACAACGCCGAUGGUAAUUACGAAGUUCGUUACAAAAGUAACGUACUAAUUUAUCCAACUGGAGAAGUCUUAUGGGUACCGCCAGCAAUAUAUCAAAGCUCUUGUACUAUUGACGUAACUUAUUUUCCGUUUGAUCAACAAACAUGUGUUAUGAAAUUUGGCUCCUGGACAUUUAACGGAGAUCAAGUUUCAUUGGCACUUUAUAAUAAUAAAAAUUUUGUUGAUUUAUCAGAUUAUUGGAAAAGUGGUACAUGGGAUAUUAUAAGUGUACCGGCAUAUUUAAAUGUUUAUAAAGGAGAUUUUCCAACAGAGACUGAUAUUACAUUUUACAUAAUCAUCCGUCGAAAAACAUUAUUUUACACAGUUAAUUUAAUUUUACCAACAGUUUUAAUUUCAUUUCUUUGUGUAUUGGUUUUCUAUUUACCAGCUGAAGCAGGUGAAAAAGUAACCCUAGGUAUUAGUAUUUUACUGUCACUCGUUGUAUUUCUUUUAUUAGUUAGUAAAAUUUUACCACCAACUUCCCUUGUACUGCCACUAAUUGCCAAAUAUUUAUUAUUUACAUUUAUUAUGAAUACCGUUAGUAUUCUUGUCACAGUAGUUAUCAUAAAUUGGAAUUUUCGAGGUCCUAGAACCCACAGAAUGCCAUCGAUAAUACGUAAAAUUUUUUUGAAAUAUUUACCAACAUUUUUGUUAAUGCGAAGACCAAAAAAAACACGAUUAAGGUGGAUGAUGGAGAGUCCAAAUGUAACACUGCCAGCAUCAAUUUACACUGGAAGUCCAACAGAAUACUUUCCGGGACCAAUGCCUAAAUCUAAAGUAGAAAUGAUGGAAUUGUCUGACCUCCAUCAUCCAAAUUGCAAAAUAAAUCAUAAGCCACACUAUACAACGAGUACUUCAGGUAUUACUGAAGGUGUCAACGAAGCUUCUGGGGAUCGAAGAGGCUCUGAAAGUUCAAAUUCUGUUCUUCUUAGUCCGGAGGUAGCUAAAGCUACUGAAGCUGUCGACUUUAUUGCUGAGCAUCUACGAAAUGAAGACCUUUAUAUACAAACACGAGAAGACUGGAAAUAUGUUGCAAUGGUGAUUGAUCGUCUCCAACUGUACAUAUUUUUUAUAGUAACAACAGUCGGCACGAUUGGUAUUCUAAUGGACGCUCCCCAUAUUUUUGAAUAUGUUGAUCAAGAUCGAAUCAUCGAAAUGUAUCACGGAAAGUGAUACGUCAAGUUAACUUUUUCAUACAAAUAUUUUUUAUUAAUAUAAAUAAUUAAUACGUUUUUCAAGUAAUCCAUCACUAAUAAUAAUAGUAUUACUAAGAAUUUUUAUAAAAUUAAGAAAACUUAUACAAGUAAUUAAUCGAAUAGUCUAUUAUACUACUAAAUACUGUUUACAAUUUUUUUUAAAUUCUUUAUAAAUUAUAAAUAUAGUGAAAAGUGUAAUCAUAACAUAUUUAGAGGAAUUUGUAAAUAUCGUUAAUUACUUUUAUUUAUAAAUACUCGAAAUCGGAAGCAUCUUUAGUUACUGUAAUUUAUUAUGAGUAAGCAAUAUAAAGUAAGUCUUCCGUGUAUUUAAUAUCUCAAAAUGUAAAAACUUAUAGUACAAAUUUUAUGACUGUAAUUUUGCUAUUUGCUACCUCAUUUUAAAAUAACUAGUGUAAAUAAUUUCAUUGUUUAAUCAACGCUAAUUAUUUAUAUUAUGUUUAUUACUCUUAAGUCCGGUCAAGAAAUAUUAUUUCGUAACAAAAUAUGUUCGUUCAACCGUAAUUGUGAUAUUUUGGUUAAUAUAUUGCGCCAUAUAGUUUUUAUUUUCAUAUAUGUUAAAAUAUAAUUGAUUUGUAAUGGAUAGAAAUAGGUUGUUAUAUAUAUUGACUUUUUGGCAAUGAAUACAAUAAAAUAUAAGUAUUUACUAUGUAACUGAAGAUCAGAACGUUUUUCGCGGGAAAAAAAUAAAAAGAACACUGUAAAAAGAGCGGUGUUAAAAUGAAACUACACCGGUGUAGGAAGCGUAAUUCGGCAGUGUUAAAAUACCGGUGUAAAAGCGGGAUAAACUGCUUCCGCUCUGAGUAUUAACUUUUGAAAGCUUAUAAAACACAAAAAAUAUCUUCACAAACGUACACACACACAUUUGUACACAUAGACACGCACACACUCAAAAACACAUGAAGACACACGCGCGCACACUAAGUAAAACAUUUUAACGCCGGUAAAAAAUAUUUACACCGGCGGCGGCGUUAUUUUAACACCGCUUUCGGUGUUGAAAUUUAACACCGCAAAUUUUAACAUUUUCACUGCUUGGACUUACCCCGGUCAUUUUUUAUAGUGAACAAAAUGAAAAGUAAAAAAUCUACUGGAUAUAGAUUUCUGAAAUGUUUCGCAUAUGUGAUAGUACUGUCGUUAUCGCGCGAAAAACGUCCCAAUCUUCAGGUACAUUUAUUAUUGCUUUUAUUCAUGAAACAAUUAAUAUUUAUAAUUAGUAUGAAACUCGUAUAUAGCAUAAGAAUAAUUGGAAUUGCAUGCAGAAAAAGAUAAUUACAGUUUAUAGUAAUCCUUUAAUUAUUUUUAAUUUAGAGUGCCUAUGAAAUGUGCAAUGCUCAUAUUAUACACGGAAAAAAUUCAGCAAAAAGUCUUAGCUAAUAAAUGUCUUUUUAAACAGCCAAUUAGCAUCGAUAAAAACAAUGGUUUGCGCACGGAAAAAAAACGAAAAUUACCAUAUGGAAAGUAACCCGAAACCACAAAUGGAAUCCAAUAGAUUUUACUUUUGACCAUAGUAAAAAAUUACUAAUUCAUAAUUAAAAUGUGCUGUCAUAAAUAAAAAAUAUCUUUGACUUAUGAAGUAAUUUUUUUCAUAUGCCAAAAGUAAAAGCUAUCGGAUAGAUUAAUGGUUUCCGGUUAAUUUUUGCAUAGUAAUUACCCUAUCAAAAAAAAUUAUGUGGGAUUGAAUGAGAAUCCAUAGGAAUCCAUAUAGAAAAGUAUGGAUUUAUGUAAGAACCGAAAGGUAUUAAUAAAAGAGAGUAUGGAUUUAUUUAAGAAUCCAUGUAGAAAUUCAUGGGUAUAUGGGAAAUUUAUAUAGACAACUGUGUGUACCUGGAUUCCCAUAAAGAAACUUGGAUGCAUAGAUUUCUUUGUGGCAAAUUAAUAUAGGAAUCUAGGUGUCUAUCUAAGUAAUUUCUGUAGAAUCCGAGGUAUCUGGAUUUCUAUAUAUAUGUCUAUCAUUGAUACGAGUAAAUAUGAAUCUAUGCUGGAUUCCUAUAGGAAACCAUAUGAGAAUCCAUCCGGAAACGUCAUGUGAAAACCUACAUAGGAAUCUAGGCUGGAUUCCUAUAUGGAUUUUUUUGAUAGGGUAUAACUAAGUUUCAAGAUCCGUUUUUUUUUCUUUUCAUCAGUUAUAAAAUUUUUGUAAAACUUGAAAAAAAUGAUUAAUUAUUAUAAAAUUCCCCGAUAUCAUGUAAACAUGUCUAUUAAUAAAAUUAUGCAUAAUAUCUGUAGCUUGAUUUCAGAGACAGUAUAAUCUUAAACUUUAAUAUAAAUACAUACGUCGUUGAUCCUAGUAAACGAAACAGCAUUGUAUUAAUUCUAACAUCUUUAUCAUAAAUCAUCAAUGUUCUCAAUAAAUUAUUGUCUUCAAUAACUGAAGUUUACUAAUUAAAAUUAAUUCCUUUAGAUUGUAUGAAUUAUUGCACACCUCAAGCGCGAACGCGUAGAAUGUUCAGACAAAUGUCGCAGGAUUUUCAGUUACUUCAUCGAUGCUAAAUCCUUUCCACAUACUUUGUAGUACACUGAAGAAUUCGAAAAUAAAAAGAAUUUUUUUUUUUAAAA